UACGUCUCUCCCCCAGCAUCAUUUCGUUUUUGUUCGAACCCCAAAAACCUGGCUUGAGGCUCAGAGCUACUGCAGGAGCAAGUGUGUGGACCUGGCCACCAUGGACGACCUGGGAGAGAUGAGCACGGCGCUGACAGCUGUCGAGGGACAAUACGAUGACGCCGUGUGGAUAGGGCUCAGUAAAGGAAACCUGAUGAAGUGGCACUGGUCCCUGUCGGACAAAGAUUUCUACAAGGAAGGAGAAAGGGAUUAUUUGCAAUGGGGCAGCAAUCAACCAUACAACUGUGGUUCUCAAAAAUAUGGGAAAUUAUAUCGAAUGCACUGUAACACUCUGCUGUACGCGGUAUGCUUUGAUGGAGAAAAACCUGUGGGAGAACAACACGUUCUCUCGACAAUGAAGAUGACUUGGACAGUUGCUCGAGAUUAUUGCAGGAGGCAACACACAGAUCUGGCAAGUGUGAGGAACGGGGAGGAGAGCCAGAGGAUCCAGGAGCUGGUCGCUGGCUUAACUGUGUGGAUCGGCCUCUUCAGAGACCCAUGGGUGUGGUCGGACAAGACCUACUCCUCGUUGAGAUUCUGGAACGCAGACGAAAUCGUUCAGACAUCUCAAAAAAGAACAUGUGUUGCUUUGUUAAAAAGCAAAUCUGGUCGAUGGGGACCACGGUCAUGUGACAAAACACUGCCAUUCCUCUGCAACUGUGAGGAAACUGCAUUUUACAUUAUUUGUGCUUUGGUUUAA
This is a messenger RNA of Platichthys flesus (European flounder), 739 nucleotides long. RefSeq names its product secretory phospholipase A2 receptor-like. The record is from RefSeq and is a predicted model, not a curated record. The transcript is spliced from 2 exons. NCBI's taxonomy places the organism in Eukaryota, Metazoa, Chordata, Actinopteri, Pleuronectiformes, Pleuronectidae. Bases 101 to 739 code for a protein of 212 amino acids.